AUGCGCCGACUGCCUCCUGGCUUCGAGACUGUCUCUGCGGCAAAGUCCAGGCAUUAUGGCUCAGUCAAUAUCAUCGGCGCCGUGGUGGAUGCGCUCCCUCCAACCUUGACCGCUAGGCGCUCCUAUAUGUGCACAUUCACGCUGAAGGACUGCGACUUUGAAUCGGCAUCAUGGCUCGGCCUCAAGGUGAAAUACUUUCAUAGCCAGCAGGAACAUCUUCCGGCCCCUGAGGUGGGCGAUGUGGUCCUCCUGCGGAAUCUCAAGUCCACCAUGGUCAAAGGAGUCCGUAUGUACGAGUCUUCGCAGGCAGAAAACAUUUCCUGGACCCUGUGGAAGAGCCGGGGUCCAUCGUCUGCACCUGUAGUGAGGAACAAGCCUAGCACACUGGGCCCAACAGCAGAGGAGAGAGAAUAUGCACUCUACCUGCUCAAUGGCAGCUCCGUCCCAGGCUUUUCUGGUUACCAGCAGAAUGAGACCCCAAGGCGCCAGGGACACUACGAGCCUAACAUAUCAACAUCCAAUGCACCAACGCCGAGCCGUGGCGGCGUGACAGGAGCUCCAAAGCCGAGUCGCAAGUUUUGCCUACUUAAGGACGCUACGUUUGCCACCUAUGCCGAUAUAACUGGCCAGGUUGUCAAAACGUAUAAUGAAGGUGAAAAAUUCAUACUCUAUGUUACCGAUUAUACAUCCAAUGAACACUUGCUCCAGUAUGCUCUUCCGUCAAGAGAAUCUGGUGGACGUAGUGAUACCGAGUAUAAAUACAUCAAUACCCAGAAAACCAGAGAAUGGCCUGGCCCGUUUGGGACGAUGACCAUCCAUGUCACGCUCUGGGACCCGCAUGCUAGCUUUGCACGGGAAAGAGUCAAGGUGGAUGACUAUGUUACGCUAUAUAAUGUCAAUAUCAAAAUGAACAAACAGUCCGGCAAGAUGGAAGGGUCACUCCAUAUAGAUAGGGUAUACCCUAACAAGAUACAAGUAUACAUCAUCAACGAUAACGAAACAGAUCCUCAUAUUAAGCAACUAGUGCAGCGGAAGCAGGAAUAUUGGCGGGGAUUACGGACCAUGCUGCCUCAACGGUUAGGAGACACGAGCAAUAAACGACAACGGUCUAGUUCUGACGCUGCCGACGAGAGAAGAAAACAGAAAGACAAGGAGAAGAGACAAAAGCAAGCGGAGGAAAAGAGAACGAAAAAGAAAGAUCCAGAUCAGCCGGAGCUGCCCCGUCUAGUUCCUGUCAAAAGAGACGAAUUGAAUACUCAUAUACGAGCAUCCAACCCAGCCAUACCCUGUCGACUGAUCAGAGACAUCCUAGACCCGGAUACCCAUAAAAUCAAGGGUCCUGACGGUAUCGAAUUUCAGCUGCCUUUCCAAAAUGUGCGAUACCGCUCAUCCAUACGAAUCGUCGACUUCUUCCCACAUGACUUAGGAGAUUUCUCCGUUUUGUAUAACCCGGACCAUGCAAUCCUCUCCAAAGACGGCGAUGCGCUAUCUGACGACAGUGACGAAAAUUCUCCGCCUGGGGCCCGCCUUAGGUGGGAAUGGCGGUUUUGUCUACUUGUUGAAGACGGCGGUCCGAACAUCCCCCACCUCCCGCGAGGGCAAACACGAGAACGAAUGCCCCUAUUUGUGUCCGGUUCUGAUGCGGAAUUCCUCCUUCAGAUUAAUGCUGUGAAUCUACGUGAAAACCCGAAAAUGCUGGCUCAACUUCGAGAAAAAUUAUUCCUUCUCUGGGGUGACCUGGAAGAACGAAAGACCGAAAGCAUAGAAGCUUUUUAUGCAGGACAAGCUGAUGCUGUCUCUGCAAAACCAUUCACCUGUUGUAUCAAAGAAUAUGGCGUUAAGGCUAGAAAUAGAGGAGGAUCUGUUGAAAGCAACAAGGACGAAGAUCCCGAUUUCCUCGGGUGGGAAAGACGUUUCCCUAAUGAAGCUAAACUUGCACAAGACAAUUAA
Arthroderma uncinatum is the source of this 1950-nucleotide messenger RNA. RefSeq names its product telomere-binding alpha subunit central domain-containing protein. The record is from RefSeq and is a predicted model, not a curated record. The transcript has 5 exons. Gene Ontology annotation, cellular component: nuclear telomere cap complex; chromosome, telomeric region. Gene Ontology annotation, biological process: telomere capping; regulation of telomere maintenance via telomerase. NCBI's taxonomy places the organism in Eukaryota, Fungi, Ascomycota, Eurotiomycetes, Onygenales, Arthrodermataceae. The coding region runs from base 1 to 1950 and encodes 649 amino acids. Gene Ontology annotation, molecular function: G-rich strand telomeric DNA binding; telomerase inhibitor activity.